Messenger RNA from Toxotes jaculatrix (banded archerfish), 3873 nucleotides. It is a transcript of the gene cdhr2, whose product is annotated as cadherin related family member 2. The coding region runs from base 1 to 3873 and encodes 1290 amino acids. Lineage: Eukaryota; Metazoa; Chordata; Actinopteri; Toxotidae. Gene Ontology annotation, biological process: homophilic cell-cell adhesion. Gene Ontology annotation, molecular function: cadherin binding; calcium ion binding. The transcript has 30 exons. Gene Ontology annotation, cellular component: plasma membrane; catenin complex. The record is from RefSeq and is a predicted model, not a curated record.
AUGGAGGGGCUCACAGGACGUUUUCUACUGUUGUGCCUUAUCAGCUUAACUAAUGCAAAUACCGGUCCUGUAAUCCAGACUGUUGUUUACAGUGUGUGUGAAGACACCCCCAUAGGUGCCGAUGCGUUUACUAUAAACGCAACAGACCCAGAAAAUGACCCAAUGACCUUUUCACUCACUGGGUCCAAUGCUGUGUACUUCACCGUUGGAACAAGCACUGGGAUUGUAACAGUGAAUAGGCAGUUAGAUAGAGAGAGUAGUGACUUAAUGCAGCUUGGAGUUGUUGUCUCUGAUGGUCUUAAUUUUUCACCAGCAGAUUUAAAUAUCAUAUUAUUAGAGGCCAACGACAACAAACCCAUAUUUCAGGAGUCUUCAUAUGAUGUUGAGAUCCCAGAAAAUACAGCUGUAGGUACAUCUCUAUUUAGGGUGCAUGCCACUGAUGCAGACACUGCAGCUGCCGGUGUUGUUCAGUACAGCAUCGAUGAAGUAACUCCAAGUGAUGGAUUCAAUCUGUUCAGCAUCGUAAGCACAACUGGUGAAGUCAGAUUAAAUGGACGUCUGAAUUAUACAGCACUGAGCACUUUCUAUCGGCUUAAGAUUAAUGCAACUGACGGUGGAGGCCAGUGUUACUUUGAUGAACCUAAAUACUUCUCCAGCAUUGCUUUUUCCUUCAUCACGGUGGUGGAUGUCCCAGACCUAAACCCACAGUUCAUCAGUCUUCCCUAUGUAGGAAGAGUUGAGGAGAAUUCUCCUGUGGGCACGUCUGUGCUUAAAGUGACCGCUAUAGACCAAGACACAGGAGUCAAUGAUGAUAUCAUCUACAGCAUUGAAGAUUCGACAGCAGAUGACCUGUUUAAAAUCUCUAGUAAAGAUGGCGUGAUAUCUGUGAUGUCAACAAUUGACAGAGAAACUAUUGGUGACACUGUUACCGUGGUUGUAAAGGCCACCGAGUCUAAACUAAACAUCCAUGGCUUGCAAGCCAGCACCACUGCGAAUGUACAGAUCAACAUCAUUGACCUCAAUGACAACAAGCCGGAGUUUUACAAGUGUGGAGGCUCAGGAGAUGAGAUCUCCUGUGUGGAGGUGAAUAACUUUGUAGGAGAGGUCUUUGAGCACUCACUGGGGUCUGUUCCCAUCAACAUGACAGUCAAAGAUGCAGAUAAGAUUUCCCACACCGAACUAAUCCUGGAAGGAGCUGACAAGGACAUAUUCUCUGUGGAACCUCAACUUACCACAUCAGAUAGCGUUGUUCAGCUUCUGGUCAAACAGCCCCAAAUGCUGGAUUUUGAGGAAAAACAGCAAGUGGUUCUACAGGUGGUUGCCAUAGAUCAAGAAGAACCAAGCUUCCGCUCCACUGCUACAGUUACUAUUAACAUCAAGGACACCAAUGACAACAGCCCCAAGUUUCCAGAGGACACGUAUAAGCUGACAGUGCCUGAGCACUCUCCUUCUGGGACGUCAGUGGCUCACAUUACUGCAGAGGAUCCUGACACGAUGGAUCAAGGCAACAUCACCUACAGACUUCUUCCAGACAGCAUACUACUUUAUUUUGACGUGGAGCCACUUACGGGCAUUGUUUAUGUGAAAAACGAAACUUUGUUGGAUCGUGAGGUCAGAUCCCUGUAUUCAGCCACUCUGCAGGCCAGAGACACAGACGGCAAGCCUGGUACCACAGUGCUGGAGAUCACUGUGACUGACAUCAAUGACCAGCAUCCGGUCAUCAACAGAGACUCUUACCUGGUGUUUGUGGAAGAGGGAGGACAGUUUGAAGUUAAGAUAGAGGCUACUGAUGCAGAUGACCCCGAUACAGUAAACAGCCAAAUCGUGUAUGGAAUCAUGCCGAGCAGGUACAGCGAUAACUUCACCAUCGACCCAAACACCGGUGUGUUGAGAAACAGUGGUGAGCUGAAUCGUGAGGCCUUGGACCCAAAGCUGAAUGGGAGGAUCGAACUCAACGUAACUGCUACUGACAAGGGGACUCCCCCAUUGUCCACUGUGGUCACAGUUAUUAUCAAUGUAGAGGAUAUCAAUGACAACACACCACAAUUUCAAGCCCCCUUUUACAAAUUCUCUGUUAAAGAAGGAGAAAAAGGUGCAUUUGUGGGAUCUGUUUACGCUGUGGAUUUGGACCAGACAACAGACUUUAACCGCAUUUCUUUCAGCAUCAUUGAUGGAAGCUUUGGCAGCUUCAUCAUUCGCACUUUUGCAGAGGAGCAGGGUUACAGGGGGAACAUCACUGUGGACCCGGACAUUGAGCUGGACUACGAGAGCCCUCGCAAGAAAUUCAAUCUGCGGGUAGAGGCAACAGAUCUGGAGCAGAAGAAAGCUAUAGUGAUGGUGGAUGUGGACGUGUUGGACGUGAAUGACGAGAGGCCCGAGUUCAAGCCAACAUCGCCCGUGACAGUGAAGGAGAACACCACCAUCAGUGACGCCAUUGGGAAUUUCACGGCGAUGGAUAAAGAUGGAAACCACUUGCUGGUGUACCACCUGGAAUCCAUCAAAUGCAGAUGCAACGGUUCUCUGACGCCCUGCAGCUGGGUUAUCCUCGAUCCAACAGGGGAAGUCAGACUCAAUCCGGAGUACAGAGUGGACUAUGAACAAUGUGACCAGGUGGUGGUAGAGGCUCAGGUGGUGGAUGAGUACACAGAGAAGGGAGAGAACAGCAGUGUUACAACAGGAGAAAUGGUGAUCAACAUUGAAGACAUCAACGACAAUGCUCCAGAAUUCAUUCCCUCAGAUUCUGUAUUUGUUGUGGUAUCAGAAAGUGCAAGUAAAGGGACAUCGGUUGCAGGAGUCACUGCUACAGAUCGAGACUCUGGAAUAAACAGGCAGAUUGACUUUAAAGUAACAGGAGUCCAAUUUGAAGACACCAACAAUCACACAAGUAACAUGAGGAUGCUGUUUGAGGCUGUCACCACACAGCAGAAGGAUAUUUAUGUUGGGAUUAUUCAAACUACGGAAGGGCUCGAAAUGUCACUGAAAGGGAAGUAUUUGGUAACAGUAACUGCAACUGAUACUGGAGGCCUCUCCAGCAGCACCGUCCUGGACAUUUUCACAGUUGACGAGUCGUAUAAAGUUGAACUUCAGUUUACAAGAACAGUAGAAGAUGUUGAACAAAGUCGCAAUCAAAUCAUCAGGUCACUCACUGCUGCCACCAAGGCCGCUGUUGAAGUUGUUGCAAUCAGGGCUGACAACACUGAAGCAUCCAGGGCUUCAAGUGUCACUGUCAUGGUGGCCUAUUUUGUCUACGCCAAUGGGACAGCUCUUACGUCUAAUGAAGUGGAAAAGAUGGUCUCUGACCCUGAGCAUUAUCCUGUGCUGGCAGACCUUGGCCUCAGGUACAUUGGGAAAGCUCCUGUGAUCGAACCAGACGUAGAUCCUUUAAAGUACAUCCUGCUGGGGAUGGUGGGAGGCCUCAUCAUCGUGCUGGCUGUCCUCACCACUUCUCUGAUGUGCACUCGCAGAAACUACAGGAGGAAGCUGAAGGCUGCUAAGGCCAUGAACUCUGCAUCCUUGGUGAAUUCUGACAACCAGAAAAGUGGUCCUGUGGUACCUGGAACCAACAAGUACACCAUGGAAGGGGCUAAUCCGGUUCUCAACCUCAACAUUGACACAACCAUGGCCCUGGACUUGGAUGAGGAGAGCUCAGAUGUGGACAAAGUCAGCCUUAACUCCCUGGACUACAAUGAUGAAAUGACCAGCCCUGAAAAGGACACAAAACCUAUCAUGCAGAUGAUCCAUGAGGAGGAAGAGGAGGACAGCGCACCACCAGAGUACAUCGAGCCCCUGGGUGCAGCUCUGGCCCAGAGGGGACGAAAAGAGAAACCUCGUUUGGGUUUUAAUAACCCUGCAUUCAGCACAACAGACCUAUGA